This is a messenger RNA of Anisakis simplex (herring worm), 678 nucleotides long. Lineage: Eukaryota; Metazoa; Nematoda; Chromadorea; Rhabditida; Anisakidae. The record is from the annotation of a GenBank genome assembly.
CACGCGAAAGGUGAUAUUCCCCUGGAGGGUGUUCAGGAGGAAGUGGACACGUUCACAUUCGAGGUCAUUUCAUGUUAUGUCGGUCAUGACACAACAUCAGCCAGUAUGAACUGGUUCCUUCAUCUGAUGGGAGUUCAUCCACAAAUCCAAGCGAAAGUACAUAAAGAGAUCGAUGAGAUUCUCGGUGAAGAGGAUCGACCGAUUACAUACGAAGAUCUUGGUAAUCUACGCUACCUGGAAGCAUGUCUGAAAGAAGCGUUGCGUUUGUUCCCGAGUGUGCCCAUUAUAGCUCGUCUACUAACAGAGGACACUAAAAUAAAGGAUCGGAUUUUGCCGAAAGGGAUGGGCGUUGUUAUUAGUCCAUCAAUGGUACAUCGUGAUCCCAAAUAUUGGUCAGAUCCUGAGGUGUAUAAUCCGGAGAGAUUUAUCGAUAGUGAUUUCAAACAGCCAUAUUCCUACAUUCCAUUCUCAGCUGGUGCUAGGAACUGCAUUGGUCAACGUUUCGCGAUGAUGGAAGAGAAGUGUGUAUUAGCCACAUUACUACGUCGUUUGAAAAUAAAGUCGAAAUUAAGGACCGAUCAAAUGCGUGUUUCAGCUGAACUGGUGAUCAGACCGAUGCUCGGAAAUUAUAUCCGUUUUGAGAAACGUUCCUACGGUGAUUAUGUGCAGAUCGCUUGA